GAAGCGUAGACAAUUGUACUAUUUUUACGCUUCCAUAUACUUCUAGCAAAAGAUCAGCUACAAUGGGACAAGAAACAGAAGAUUCACAGAAGCUUAAGAGAAUAGCGGCUGCUGCUUAUGAUUACGACAACGACCCUAGAUGGACUGAUUACUUGUCCAAUAUUCUCAUCCCUCCUCACUUGUCUUCUCGCUCUGAUGUUCUAGAUCACUUCAAGCGCAAGUUCUACCAACGCUAUAUCGACCCUGAUCUAGUGGUGGAGGUGAUGUCUACAAAUGGUUCGUCUCAGUCAACAAACCCAUCUGCAUCAUCCUCUUCAUCAUCAACCCUUUCAGAUGGCCAACCUCAAAUACGCAACACAGGGUCAACUGCUAGAGCAUCUGGACCAUCAGCAACUGCAGGUCAAAAUCCAACCUCUGUGCACUUGUAUCGACAAACCAUACAAUUUUCUGUCAAUGCUUGGGUUUUUGUUGUGGCUGUGCUUGCAAUCAUUCCCCUUGCACCUAAAAAUCUUUCAAGUAGGGCAUAUCGACUGUCGUUUAUGGGCACUGCAUGCUCGUCUAUGUAUUCCUUGUACACAUUAUAUGGGAGACCCAGAGCAUGGAACUUGCAGGGCAUUCAAGUUUACUUGCAGUCAAUAAUUGCAACCAAAGAUUUUAUCUGCUUCAUCUACUGCCUUACAUUUGUUACUUCACAUCUUUUCCUCAAAGUUGCUUUAAUUCCCAUUUUGUGCCGAUCACUGGAGCAUGUUGCCAAAUUCUUGAGGCGUAACUUCAGCCGUUCCACCUUGUACAGGAAGUACCUUGAAGACCCUUGUGUAUGGGCGGAGUCCAACACGACUAACCUCAGCAUUCUGUCCUCUCAUACUGAAAUUGGGCUUGGCUUCCUGUUAAUUGUCUCCUUGUUCUCCUGGCAACGCAACAUAAUACAAACAUUCAUGUACUGGCAGCUAUUGAAGCUCAUGUAUCAUGCCCCUGUGACUGCUGGUUACCAUCAGAGCGUGUGGGCUAAGAUCGGAAGGACCAUCAAUCCUCUUGUCCACCGCCACUGCCCAUUCUUGAAGACUCCACUUUCUGCUGUUCAAAGAUGGUGGCUUAGGUAAAUGUGUGGCCAACGGGAAAGGAAGAAAGAAUCAUCUGAGAUGGUAGUUUCAUUCUUCGGAAGAAAAAACCAAAGCUGGAUGGAUAAAUCUUUACCGUUAAUCUCAAAUGCCCUUUUCCAUUCCCUCUCCUGUCCGAGUAGACGAUCAGAAGGUUCUCAUAUUAAUACAUUAGAUAUUGCUCUAUUUCACAGAUUAUAUAGAUAGAAAGGAGAAUGUAUUAGAAUUUUACUUGGCCUUCUUAAAUUAUUGCUUGCAUC
Molecule: messenger RNA, 1357 nt
Organism: Populus euphratica (Euphrates poplar)
Lineage: Eukaryota; Viridiplantae; Streptophyta; Magnoliopsida; Malpighiales; Salicaceae
Product: transmembrane protein 33 homolog
Exons: 9
Coding region: 63-1100 (345 amino acids)
Biological process (GO): endoplasmic reticulum tubular network organization; membrane organization
Cellular component (GO): endoplasmic reticulum; membrane
Source: RefSeq, a predicted model, not a curated record